Molecule: messenger RNA, 2711 nt
Organism: Cricetulus griseus (Chinese hamster)
Lineage: Eukaryota; Metazoa; Chordata; Mammalia; Rodentia; Cricetidae
Source: RefSeq, a predicted model, not a curated record
GAUCACCGGUAGUCAUAGUGGGCGUCCCGGAAGCCUUUUUUACGCUUUGCUUAGUAUAGGGGGUCGUUGAGGAGACCUGUUUGGGGCGACUGUGGAUUUGCACAGUCCUGUAGUCCUCUCUGGACGACACCUAGACGUAGGAAGGUAUCUUCAGGAGGACAUCUAGACACAUGAGAUGCACAAAAUGGAGCCAGUGACCUUUGAGGAUGUGGCUGUGAACUUCACCUCAGGAGAGUGGGCUUUGUUAGAUUCCAGUCAAAAGAAGCUCUACAGAGAUGUAAUGAAGGAGACAUUUUUGAACCUUAUGUCCAUAGAAAAAGGACUAGAACAAAAUAUUGAAGAGCACUACAAAGAUUUCUGCAGAAAUCUGAGAACUCAGUUGGUUGAGAAAGAUGGGGGAUAUGAAUAUAAUAGUCAGUGUGAUGACAAUCUUCAAACAAUUUCAAAGAAUAUGGUUAAUGAAGACAUGCCUCCUGCAAUAGGAAAUGAAAGCAAGUUGCAUGUAAGAAACAUCAUUGAUCAUUCAUCCUCACUUGUGUAUCUCAGAAACCAAACUAGAGGGAAACCAUCACAAUGUAAAGAAGCUUCUAGACAUCAGAAACAUUGGAAAAAUGUCAGUCACUCUGAAUCACUUCAGGUACAUGAAACUUUUCCUAGAGAGAAAUCUUAUAAGAAUCAGCAAUGUAGGGAAGGCUCUAGGAGCCUCUCUUCUAAUCAGCCUCACAAGAGAACACAAUGUGGAGAUAAGCUCAAUGGGAAAAUAUUUAACAGACAUACAUAUAGCUCAAAAGAUGAUGGAAUCCAUACAGAAGUGAAAUCAUUUGUUCAUAACCACAAUGAAGAAGCCUUCAAUGAUUCCAGUGACCUAAUCAUCCCUGAAAAAAGUCAUAUUGGAGAGAAAAAAUACAUUUGUAAGCAAUGUGGGAAAACAUUUAAAUAUGCUUCCUGUUUUGAGAAACAUAAAAUAACUCACACUGGAGAGAAACCUUAUGCAUGUAAGCACUGUGGAAAAACCUUCACCAGUUCUAGUUGGUGCAACACUCAUGAGAGGGGUCAUAAUGGAGAAAAGCCUUACAUGUGUAAGCACUGUGGCAAAACCUUCAGAAGUUCCAGUUAUUGUAACAUUCAUGAAAGAAUUCACACUGGAGAGAAACCUUAUGCGUGUAAGCACUGUGGGAAAACCUUUGCCAUUUUGAGGUCUCGUAACAGUCAUGAGAAAAAUCACACUGGAGAGAAGAUGCAUGCAUGUAAGUGUUGUGGAAAAAACUUCAACAGUCCCACUUCUUGUAGCAUUCAUGAAAGAAUUCACACUGGAGAGAAACCUUAUACAUGUAAGCACUGUGGCAAAACCUUUGCCAGUUUGACUGGGUGUAUCACUCAUGAAAGAAAUCACACUGGAGAGAAGCCUUACACAUGUAAGCAUUGUGGGAAAGCCUUCAACAAUUCUAGUUAUCGUAAUGUGCAUGAAAGAAUUCAUACUGGAGAGAAACCUUAUGCAUGCAAGCACUGUGGCAAAACCUUUGUCAUUUUGGGUUCUCUUAUCACUCAUGAAAGAAGUCACACUGGAGAGAAGCCUUUCACAUGUCAGCAUUGUGGAAAAUCCUUCUCACAAGCCAGUUAUCGGAACAUUCAUGAAAGAAUUCACACUGGAGAGCAACCUUAUGAAUGUAAGUACUGUGGCAAAACUUUUGCCAUUUCGAGUUCUCGUAAUACUCAUGAGAAAAUUCACACCGGAGAGAAGCCUUAUACAUGUAAGCAUUGUGGAAAAGCCUUCAUCAGUUCUAUUUGGUGUAAUGCUCAUGAAAGGAGUCACACUGGAGAGAAACCAUAUGCAUGUAAGCACUGUGGGAAAAUGUUUGCUAUUUUGAGUUCACGUAAUACUCAUGAAAAACUUCACACUGGAGAGAAGCCGUAUACAUGUAAGCAUUGUGGCAAAGCCUUCACGAGUUCUGGUUAUCGUAACAAGCAUGAAAGGGGUCACACUGGAGAGAAGCCUUAAACAUGUUAACAUUGUAGUGAAACCUUUGCCAUUUCAGUUGGUGUGACACUCAUGAAAGAAUUUACACUGGAGAGAAGCCUUAUGCAUGUAAAAUUUGUGGAAAAUCCUUCAUCAGUUCCUCUGACUGUAAUACUCACGAAAGAAUUCAGACUGGAGAGAAAGUCUUUCCAUGUAAUGUGUGUUGAAACUGGUCCUUCAGCCUUCUGAUCAUACCAGGCAAAAAAGAAUUCACUCAAGAAUGAAGACUUAUGCACUUAUGAAAAAGUUUUUUCUUGCUCUAGUUAUUUUGACUUUCGUAAGAGGUGUCACUUUGAACAGUUGUUUUAUAUUUGUAAGUAUGAUGGAAAGCUCUUCUUGGUAAUUAGAUUUAUGUGACUAGGCAUUUUCUGGCUGUCAUUUGUGUAGGCUGUCCCAUGUGUCCCCCCCCCCAAAGUUUUACAGUUUCUCUCAGUCUGUUUUAUUUGUGUUUAUAUAUGCCCUUGCAUAUAUGUGCCUGGGGUCAGAAGGGGGUGUGGGACGCCCCAGGAACUGGAGUUAGAAGCAGUUGUAAGCUGAGUGAGCUCAGUAUUAGGAUUCAAACUGCGGUACUCUGGAGGAGCAGUAUGUGCUUUCAGCCCUUACACAAUCUCAUCAGCAGCUACAUUCAUGGAACUUCUGCAGUUUGUAUUUCUCAAUGUUCUUUAAGUAAAGAAUUGGAGUUUUCUUUUUCAGA